AUGCUCUGCACGGCGGGAAAGGAGGAUGCUGAGAGAUAUCCUGAAGCUGAGAAUCAAGAUGGCGCUGAUGGGAGAGUUAUCGAGUGCCCGUCCGGCGAUGCUAUCAAAUCGCCAUGGCCAGGUUUCCGAGCUGCUGAGUGCCGUCGAGGCAUGACGACCGAAAUCCAGAUUUACCAAAGAUUAGGUCCUCAUCCGCGCCUGGUGAUGAUGAUCGAGUGGAAACUUGACGACUGCUGCCUUACUAUGGAAUACAUGCCUAAUGGUCAUCGUAAUGACUAUCUCCGCGCCCACAACGACGAGAUAUCCACGACCCAGCGUCUUCAGUGGAUUCAAGAGGCGGCCGAGGGACUACAACUUUUGCAUUCGGCCAAUGUUAUGCGCUCUGAUGUGGAACCAAAAAAUCUCCUGUUAGACGCUGCCCUCGGCCUUAGAAUUGCGGACUUUAGUGGUUCUUCAUUUGAAGGAUCAAAGGCAUUAGCACGGGUAGGGACAAGAUUUUCACUACCUACUAUUACCUUCAAUUCCCCAGCGACGAUUCAGGAUGACCUAUACGGGUUGGGUUCCACGAUAUAUACCAUAAUGACUGCCGGAUACCCAUUUCAGGAACUUCCUAGCGAUAAAGUUAUAGAACGAUGUAAGGCUCAUGAAUUCCCCGACGUAACAGGAGCAGCCUGUGGUCCAAUAAUUGAACGCUGUUGGCGCUGCGAAGUUGCAUCUGCCCAAGAAAUAUAUGACUUUGUUGAAGCAGAAACAAAACACACUGUGAGUCCUGCCAAUUAUACGCAUUGGCAAUGCCAAGGCGUGUCUACUAACGUCACAGAGUAG
Molecule: messenger RNA, 825 nt
Organism: Venustampulla echinocandica
Lineage: Eukaryota; Fungi; Ascomycota; Leotiomycetes; Helotiales; Pleuroascaceae
Exons: 2
Coding region: 1-825 (274 amino acids)
Biological process (GO): protein phosphorylation
Molecular function (GO): ATP binding; protein kinase activity
Source: RefSeq, a predicted model, not a curated record